Messenger RNA from Amphibalanus amphitrite, 4228 nucleotides. Its product is annotated as SEC14 domain and spectrin repeat-containing protein 1-B-like. The transcript has 17 exons. Lineage: Eukaryota; Metazoa; Arthropoda; Thecostraca; Balanomorpha; Balanidae. Bases 1244 to 4228 code for a protein of 994 amino acids. The record is from RefSeq and is a predicted model, not a curated record.
CGUGCGGUUCCCACACCGGUACGUCCGGGUGCGGUCCCCACUACCGGUCCGCGGUCCGGUCCCUGACCACACCUGUCCGGUACCGUACCGGACGGACGGACGGCCGCCGCACGGGUCAGCUCGCCGGAUGGCUGCUCCUGUGAUCCUCUGACCCCGUCCGGCCGGUCUGACACGUCCCCAGACCAACUGCCCACCGCCGACCGCGCCGACUUCGUCUCCUGACCGACGCGAGGCACGCGGGGUCGUCAACCCGCCUGAGAGUCGCGGGGAACGCCGGCGUGCGCCCGGCCCGCGGCGGCGGCCGCGCCGGACCGGGCCGUGGAGCGCGGCCGGUGCUCCCGGCGACUCUCGGCGCUGCAGGUAGGCGCUCGGCGGCGCGCUCUUCUGAGGUAGACGACGGUUUCGGCUCUGCAGUGCAGUCGCGCGCGUCCGCCGGACCUCCGUCGGUACAGACGCUGGAGCGGCUACCCGACACCCCGGAGAGGUCACCCGACACCGCGCGCCGACGAAACCGACGCGUCGGCGCCGGCGGCAGACGGCAGGCGGCGCGCCGCCCGGAGACCGCGGUGACCCAGUGCCGCGCAUGGACCGCCGUCACGUGGGCUGCGUGCGCGCCGCCGCUGUGCACCGUUAGGCAUCUGCGGCGGCCGGUCGGCGUGUUUACCGUUUAGAGCGGCGCCGCGGCGGGCUGUGGAGGCGUGGGAACGCUCCGGUGACGGCGGAACUCGAGUGGACGGUGGACGGUGGACGGUCGGAAGGACCCGUGCCCGCGGCGGGAGCGAGAGUGUUAUGUUCUGUGGUGAAGCGAAUUUGUAAUGGUUUGGUGACAAAACAACUGUGCUACUGGGUAACAAUUUUAUGAGCGCAGUGUGAUAUACGAUUGUGAUUGUGAACGAAAAGUUUUAAGUGCGAAAAAGCCUGAGCACCACGUCUGCACUGAAUUGGACUGGCGUCAGCCUUGCCACCUUCACUGCUCCAGAUCAGCUGCAUCAAAUGGGACCAGCGGCGGCUGCUCUCUCACGGCCUUCUGACCCGGCUGUGACCUCGUGCUGACCCGAGACGGGAACGGACACCCACCCGCCGUGAUCGCGGUGACCCGACACGGCCGCCGGAGUUCGGAGCUCCGCACUGCUGAGUCCCGUCAGUGGGCAGCCGCGCGCCUCUGCCGCCCGCGAUCCCUCUCUGUGGAUCUACUGCAGCCUCAGGGCGGCCUGUGACACCUCCGUGGACCGUCCGCCCUGCCAUGUGGGCCUCAGAGCUGCUGGGAGCGCUGCUGGGCCGGCCGGCCAGCCUGCCGGGCAGCCGCGACCUGACCGGCCGGCCGGUGCUGUUCGUCGGCGUGCCGGCCGACGGCGGCCUCUGGUCAGAGCAGGAGCUCCAACAGGUGGUCCGCUACCUGGCCGACAUACCCAGACCGGCCGACUCGCCGCUCUGUGUGGUGCUGGACGCCCGCGCGGGCUCGUGGCGCUCGGUGCGCGCCGUUCAGCGGACGCUGGCGGCCAUCAGCGGCCGGACCGGCGUGCAGCUGGUGCUGCGCCACGACUCCUUCUGGGAGAAACAGCGCGUCACCUGCGGACGGCCAGAGGACGACGUGCAGCCGGAGUACAUUCCUCUGUCGAAACUGCAGCGUUACAUCGCCCCGGACCAGAUCCCCGAGGAGUUGGGAGGGACGUUCCCGUACAACCACGAGGACUGGAUCCAGGACAGAAUGCGACUGGAGCAGUUUCUGCAGGACGCCGGUGCCGCGCUGGACGCGCUGAAGACGGUGUGGCUGCGCCUGCUGCCCGCCGAGGCCGCGCCAGCGGCGCAGCUGCGGGAGACGAUCGGCACGGCCGGCCCGCUCUACCGCGCGGCGCUGGACACCGCCGAGGGCGUCAUACACACAGGCGAGGAGCUGCUGUCCAGUCUCCGGCCGAGCUCUGAGCCCGGCCUCCAGCGGCGGAGCAGCGGCAGGCCGCCGGACCCGGAUCCUCGGACCCGGACCCGGACUCCACCGGACUCGGACCCCCGGACCCGGACCCCGCCGGAUCCGGACCCGCUCAACCAGCGACAACAGGUGCAGCAGCGGGUCACUGACCUGACCUCUCACUGUGACCUGGUGCGUCACGCCUGGUCGGAGCUGCACACGGCUCUGGGCCGCGCCGACCUCCAUCGGCUGCUGGUCAGGCGGGUCGACGACGUGAUUGGCUGGGUGCUCGGCCCGGGGGAGGAGCUUCUGGCGUCCCAGGCGCUGAUUGGUCGGGACGUGGCCUCCUCGGAGCGGCUCAUCGAGCUCCACGACGAGGCAGAGCUGCAGUGCAGGGACACGUACGCCGAGUUUGCCGCGGUGCGCCGGCUGCUGGAGGAGGCCGCCGACGGCCGCUCGGCCGAGACGGCCUCUGCCGAGGAGGCGGCCUCGCUGGCCGGCCAGCGGCGCUACAUGGAGAGCGUGUGCCGCGCGCUGGCCAGCCGGCUGGAGCGGCGGCGGCACCUGCUCAUCACCGCCGCCCGCUUCUACCGUCUACUGGAACAGGUCUCUGACACGUGCCACGUGUUGCUGGAGGCCGCCGAUGAGGGCGUCCAGUCGCUGCAGCCCGACCAGCUCGCCGACAAGCUCCGACGCAUGCAGACCGUCGCCGACGACACGGAGCGGACGUACGCCGAGCUGAGCCGGACGGGUGAGAAGCUGCAGGACAUGCUGACGCUGCCGGUGAAAAACUCGGCCGGCCAGGACAUCACCCCCGACUACAGCUCGGAGCUGGCGCACGUGACGCGUCUUUCUCAGCGGCUGCAGCAGCACGUGCAGACGGUGCUGGAGACGUGGGAGAUCAGCCGGCUGCGGCUCCAGCAGACGCUGCAGCUGGGCCAGUGUCAGGCGCAGGCCGAGCAGGCGCUCUCCUGGCUGGCGGACCUGAGUCGCCUGCUCGGCUCAGAGCACGCCCGUGUGGGCCGAGACAAUACCGAGAUACAGCUGAUGAAGCGACAACACCAGAGCUUCGAGGAGACGGCAAAGCGCACGUACGAGUACGGGGCGGAGUCGUGCGCGGCGGCCGGCCGGCUGGGCGGUGACGAGGUGUCCGGGCAGCUGAGCGGCCGGCUGGAGGAGGCCUGGUCGCGGCUGAGGGCCGCCGCCCAGGAGCACAUCACGCGCCUUCGAGUGGCCGCCGUGUUCCACCGCACCGCCGACGAGCAACUGCGUCGACUGCGGCAGCUGUGCUGCGAGCCGCCGCGGCCGGCGCGCGCCUCGUCGGUCGCCUCCUCGCCGCGGUCGUCGCCGUCGUCGGCCUCUUCUGACGCCGUCGGCAGUCAGCUGGGCGAGCGGGAGACGCUGCUGCGAGACGUCGGCCGCACCAUCCGGCUGGGAAAGCUGCUCCGAGAGCGGCUCCAGGACGACGUCAAACCCAGCGAGUCGGAGCGCAACGCCGGCGCGCGGGCGGCCAUCUCCGCUAAACUCUCCGAGGUGGGGUUCCUGUGGGCGCGCCUGGACGCGCAGUGUCGGCAGUGGCGGCGGGCGGCCGGCGACUCGCCCGACUCCGGCCCCGUCAUGGAGAGCUCGCCCGUGUCCAGACAGGUGCUCGGCGCGGCGGGCGCUCAGGAGCGGGCGCCCGCCACCGGCACCGGCAGAGAUGAGGAGGGGCCGGACUGUGCGCUGCACCGCUCGGCCUCCUGGCGGUCCACCGACUCGGACUGGCUGACCGCUCAGUCGUCCGAGUACGGCAGCGCAGAGGGCGCCACUGGCGCCGCCGCCGCCGCCGCCGGCUCCCUGGCCUCACUGGAGGAGCUGGUCACGGCUCCGCUGGCCGGCUCCGGCUCCCUGGAGCACGGCGACGGCGACUCCAGCCCCGAGUCACAGCAGGACACGGAGCCGCCGUCGCUGGGCGAGGACUGGAGCUACGACUCGCCGCCGGACACGGCCGACCUCUCGCUGCCCGGCUGGGCCGCCUGGCGCAGCAAGUCGCGCACGCCCUCCCUGGAGAAGCUGCUCGACGAGGACUUCCCGCCGCUGCCGCCGCUGGGGGCCGGCUUCAGCGGACGGCGCAGCAGCAGCGCCGGCAGCCGGGACAGCGGCGGCGCCAGCGGCAGCGCCGAGACGCGCUCCCCGGCCGCGAUGACGCCUGCGGUGACGUGUGAUGACGGUCUGCCGUCGUCAUCGGCCGGGGACCGGGAGCCGUCCUCGGAGGCGGACUCGUCCGAGGGCCAGCCGCGGCGGCCCCGCAGCCGGCGGGCUGCGGGGCGCGACUGGUGGUGA